Lathyrus sativus (Indian pea) is the source of this 1365-nucleotide messenger RNA. The record is from the annotation of a GenBank genome assembly. NCBI's taxonomy places the organism in Eukaryota, Viridiplantae, Streptophyta, Magnoliopsida, Fabales, Fabaceae.
AUGGCAACCUCAGUAAAUAUUAUCUGCAAAAGGACUGUGGUGAGCACAAAGGCAAUUGAACCAGGAAAGUACUUAACUUUAUCAGUUUUGGAUCGUUUCAUGGAGAAAAACCAUAUUAGAAUGGUAUACUAUUACCAAACAUCAGAAGAAUCGGAGCUUGGAAAAUUGACCAAGAAGUUGAGAGAGUCUUUGUCAGAAAUGCUUACUCAUUUCCCUAUAGUGACAGGAAGGUUGAUAAGAGAUGAUAUGGGACAUUGGAAGAUCAAAUGCAAUGAUGCCGGUGUUAGAAUGGUUGAGGCAAAAGCUAAAGGUGGCGUGGAAGAGUGGCUAAGAAAUGUGGAUAGAGAAAAGGAACUUAAACUUGUUUAUUGGGAAGAUAUGCAUCAAAAGCCUUACUAUUGGUCCACUUUUUAUGUUCAGCUAACUGAAUUUGAAGAAGGUGGAUUAGCAAUUGGCCUAAGCUGCACCCAUCUCUUGGCAGAUUCCAUUUGUGCAACAAAUUUCAUGAAGGCUUGGGCUGACAUUUCAUUAGGCAACAAAACGAUUUCACCUCCAAUAUUCCACCCUUUACCUUCUCAAAAACCACAAAACAAGAAGCCCAAUGAUAGCCCAUAUAUGGGCUUAAUAUCUCACUAUAAAUCCUCAAUUGAGAAGCCCAUUUCUAUCAAGGAAUCAAAGUACACCACCAUUUCCAUGGGCUUCUCCCACCACAUGGUCCAGGCUUGCAUGUCUUUGGCCCAAACCAAUGGUUCAUCAAGCCCAAGCCCAAACUCAACACCAUUUGAAGCCUUAGCCGGGUUGUUUUGGGUUGCUUUAAGCAAAAUCAAAGGUAUACAAAAUGGUCUUGUUGACAUGUCCAUAUGUUUGAAUGUAAGAAAAAUCAUGGGCUUAGAUCAAGGAUUCUUUGGAAACUCCAUGCUAUACAACAAGGUGCAUUUAGACAAAAAUAUCAAUUUAGAUUUAUCUGAGAAUAAAUUUCCACAAGCUACUAAGGCCAUAAGAGAUGUUGUGGCUAAACUUAACAAUGAGGAAAUAAUGGAUUUAAUUGAGUGGUUUGAAAAUAUUGAUAUAAAUUCAUCUACAAUGAUGAAAAGUCAUGAUUUGGUUUUUACUAGCUUAGAGGAUGUUGACCCAUAUUUAGCUAUAUUUCAAGACAUGUUGAAACCAAUUCAUGUCUCUUCUUACAUAGAGCCAGUUUUUGGAGAAGGACAUGUUUUGAUUCUUCCAACACCACUUGAUGAGGGUCCCUUAGGAAGGGUAGUAAUGGUGACACUUGAAGAAGAAGAGGCAAUUAAGCUUUGUGAAGAUGAAUUUAUUUCACAAUUCUCUCCUAAUAUCUUGAUGAAAUGUGUCAAUAAAUAUUAA